UAGGACUGGGUUUUUCCAGCCAGAGUCUCACUCCCUCUACAGCAAUCUCGGGAAACUAAAGACCGACGCGGCUGCUCCUGCACGGUAUUUCUCCCCUCUUUCCCUCCCGCGAGACCCUCCUGUUGGGAGGAGAGGCAGGCAGGAAGCGGCAGAGAGGCCCCCGCUGAGCAGCCCCAGGCUCGCUCCUCCGGCAGGGGCCAUGAGCACCAAGCAGGAGGCCAGGAGGGAUGCGGGAGAAGCCAGGACCAGCGGGCAGGAGGCACAGCUUCGGGACCGAGCCCACCUGAGCCAGCAGCGCCGGCUCAAACAAGCCACUCAGUUCCUGCACAAGGACUCAGCCGAUCUGCUCCCGCUGGACUCCCUCAAGAGGCUGGGCACCUCCAAGGACUUGCAGCCACACAGUGUGAUCCAAAGACGCCUGGUGGAGGGAAACCCGAAUCGGCUUCAGGGAGAGUCUCCCCCUAUGCAGGCCUUGAUUCAUGGCCAGGAGAGCAGGAAGACCAGCAAGACAGACAGUCCAGCUCUUCUGGUCAACUGCAAGUGCCAGGACCAGCUGCUUAGAGUGGCCGUGGACACAGGCACCCAACACAAUCAGAUCUCUGCUGGCUGUCUCAGCCGUCUGGGGUUAGAGAAAAGGGUCCUAAGAGCCUCAGCUGAGGACCUGGCCUCUGGGUCCCCAACCCAGGUGGAGCAGCUGGAGCUACAGGUGGGGCAGGAGACUGUGGUGUGCUCGGCACAGGUGGUGGAUGUUGAGAGUCCUGAAUUCUGCCUGGGCCUGCAGACUCUGCUUUCUCUCAAGUGCUGCAUUGACCUGGAGCACAGAGUGCUGCGGCUGAAAGCCCCGUUCUCAGAGCUGCCCUUCCUACCUUUGUACCAGGAACCUGGCCAGUGACUGCAGUCUCAGUCAGUCCCCAGAGGGAAAGACCUUGACUCAGGGGAAGAGGUGUGUGGGGAAAGGAAGCUCUUGGAGCCAGGUAGCUGGGGACUACGGUGUCUGCCCUUUGAAUCACCACCCUGGCCCCUGCUGUCCCAUUUCUCCCUGCCGGCCACAUUUCUCUCUGCUUCUUGGCAGCUGUCCAUCCUACUCCCCAGGAAGAGUCUUCACUAGAGGGACCCUGAUGCCAGGAUUCUGAUUCAUUUCCCUCCCAAGAAAAGUGAAGCCAAAUCAGGACCACAGAUAGGAACCUAAGUAAAACAGGGUGCCUGCUUGGCCUGGGUCGAAGGCUCUGCUGACUGCUGUCCUUGCCCACUACCCAAUCUCACCCCAAACAUAACUCAUCUUCCCACACCACCAAGUCUCUCACCACAAAUUAUCUCUUACAACUAGACUGCCAUGCCUCACCAACCUGGGUCCCCGGACCUCCUGCAGUCUGCCUCUUAGAUUCUGUACACAUCUGCUCACAGUUGAGGAGGGGGAAGAAACAUUAAACAGAAUUCAAUACAAGGCAAGGGAGUUAGUACAGGAAGGUCCAUUAUUAGUUACUUUUCUGGGGCUACAAAUGUCUGAAGCCAGUUACUGUCUGAGUACCCUGUGCAAAACCUUAGACAUACUUCUGCUAUUAACACUAAGUAUUUAUCCUCCAUCUGCUUUUUGUACCCACCAAGCCCCUGAACUUUGGGUGUGUGUGGAAAAGCCUCAUAGAGAACUGCUCCUAUGAAGUAGACAGGAUAGUGAGGUUGUCAGCACUCAGACUUAACCUAUUCAGUAUUCCUUCUGAUUUCUAGAACUAUCCACCUCAUUAGGCCUUCUCCCUAUCCCCAACUCUGGUCUCUUGAGCUUAAGCUUGCCUUUUCCUGGAAUCAGUGGCUUUCUAAACCCCUGCCAGGCUUUGCCAAAGCAAAAAGACGGAGGUGUUUUUUUUUUUUUUUAAGUUUGGAGUCUUGUCAGGAGACAGAGGCUUUUUGAAUUCACUGUGAAGCGAAGAAUCCAAACCUUAAGAAGCCACACCCUUGAGAGUCUUUCUGGCUGGUUUGAGUCUCUCAAAUCAUGGGUUAGGAGUAAGGCUGGGUGCAAUAGCUCACACCUAUAAUCCCAGCACUUUGGGAGGCUCAAGUGGGCAGAUCAUUAGAGGUCAGGAGUUUGAGACCAGCCUCGGUAAUAUGGCAAAACCCCAUCUCUACUAAAAAAAUACAAAAAUUAGCCAGGCGUGGUGGUGCGCAUCUGUAAUCCCAGCUACUUGGAAGGCUGAGGCACAAGAGUUGCUUGAACCUGGGAGAUGGGGGUUGUAGUGAGCCAAGUUCGUGCCACUGCACUCCAGCCUGGGUGAAAGACCCUGUCUCCAAAAACAAACAAAAAGAAGGAGCAGAGAAAGACAGUGGUAUAGCUAACCUGAAUAGUGGAACUGGGACCCUUGGGCUGAAACAAGUCUUGAGCCUGGGGUAGACUGAGUUACAGAAGAACCGGGAUACAAGGAGCUGCCCCUGACACCUGGCCUGAUCUUUCUCAGCUGUCUGCCCUGUCUUUAGAAGGAAAGGAGAGGGGCUCACUUACCACGUCUACCACAGAACCUGGUCUCAAAAUCCUCAAAGCUUCCCUCUCCCUCACGGCCUUGCUCCGCAAGGUCCGCUUUCCUGGGUCUUGGCCUGGGCCUUUCCUUGUCUGGCUCCUGCUGCUUCUGUAACCGCAGACCCCAGGCCCAGCGGCAAGCCCUCGGCUCAGCUGCUUCUCUACCGGAAUAAACUCUUGUUUCUCUAUG
Saimiri boliviensis boliviensis (Bolivian squirrel monkey) is the source of this 2696-nucleotide messenger RNA. It is a transcript of the gene NRIP2, whose product is annotated as nuclear receptor interacting protein 2. NCBI's taxonomy places the organism in Eukaryota, Metazoa, Chordata, Mammalia, Primates, Cebidae. Gene Ontology annotation, biological process: proteolysis. Gene Ontology annotation, molecular function: aspartic-type endopeptidase activity. The record is from RefSeq and is a predicted model, not a curated record.